Messenger RNA from Mesoplodon densirostris (Blainville's beaked whale), 443 nucleotides. Its product is annotated as proton-coupled zinc antiporter SLC30A5-like. Gene Ontology annotation, cellular component: nucleus. The transcript is spliced from 5 exons. The record is from RefSeq and is a predicted model, not a curated record. Bases 1 to 393 code for a protein of 130 amino acids. NCBI's taxonomy places the organism in Eukaryota, Metazoa, Chordata, Mammalia, Artiodactyla, Ziphiidae.
AUGACGGCUACUGUGGCUCCUCAGAACUUCCGGGACCGGCCCACUGUCUCUCCUCAAAUUCCGUCCCCUGCCUCUGGCCCGCCAGACGUACCUUCUCUCACCACCAUAGAGGUUGACCUGUCAGCAGCCCUGGAGUCCACCCCCAAUAAGCCCGAAGGGGCAGGCCGGGUGGGAGACCCCAGGCACACCCCCGCCAACUUUCAUGGAGGUGAUAACCUGAAGCCUGAACACGGGCACGGCCACGGGCACGGCCACGGGCACGGGCACGACCACGGUCACGGGCACGGGCACGACCACGGGCACGGCCACGGCCACGGCCACGGCUACGGAAGCGCCUCAGAUUCAGGCAGCAGCGACCCAGAAAAUGAGAAGCCCCUUGCUGCCAGCUCCUAGGAGCACAAAGCGCCCCGGGGAAGGUCAAGAAGUCCAAGGUGAAAAAGGAG